Messenger RNA from Contarinia nasturtii (swede midge), 841 nucleotides. RefSeq lists its product as uncharacterized. NCBI's taxonomy places the organism in Eukaryota, Metazoa, Arthropoda, Insecta, Diptera, Cecidomyiidae. The transcript has 5 exons. The record is from RefSeq and is a predicted model, not a curated record. The coding region runs from base 219 to 746 and encodes 175 amino acids.
CUAUAGACCAAAGAACAGUGUUUUGUAUUCAAAGGCGUGAACCGGUUUUUAUAUUUCGUUUCAAAUGAAAACAACUUAUUGUGAUUGAUUAAAAAAAUUGCGGUUAUUUUAAUCGGAGUUUUCAACGAAUUUAAACAAAUAUUCUGCAAAAAAGACUCAUUCCAAAAGAUUGGGCACAUAAAGUGAACAUAUUUUAAUUCAUUAAAAUAGUGGCCAAAAUGGAAAGAGAUCGAUGCAAAUGGAAAAUCAUUGGAAAUAUCUUGGGUUCAGCUGGUGCUGUGGGGAGCAUUGCUGCAGGAAUGCUUCUGACAGCUUUGGCUUUGGGUUUUCAUGAAAAUGCAAUAGCUUCCAUUUUCAUUCUAAUGUCAAUAUUGAAUGCAACAUCAAACAUUGUAUGGCUCUAUGCAAUUUACAACCAUAAAGUGCUGCAUCUGCAAGUGAUAAUAUUGUGGUGGAUUGUUCCGUUGAGUCUAUGGUUUUUAUUGACGGUUAUUUAUUCGCUGGGGAAAAUUGAUGAAUUAUUAGACACCUUGGAAGACCAAUAUUACUUUAAUCGAAAAUCUUACAACAAAAUGCUGAAUAUUAUAAUAUUUAGUGGAAUGGUGUUCGGCAUAGUUUUCUAUAGUGUUGCUGUGACCAGUUACAUUAAAUUAAAGCACAUUUUUCGUAUACAAAGGGCACCAAAUCGAUUGCCCAUCUCAUUAAACCGAUCAAAUGCCAAAUAUAUAGAAUUAGAAACUUUAUGAAAUGUGAAUAUGCAACUAAGACUAAUUUGAGAUAGUAGUUUAUCUUCAAUGUUGAAUGUUUCAAUAAAUUAAGGCAUUUUUUUGCACACCUAAAA